This is a messenger RNA of Neurospora tetraspora, 1444 nucleotides long. RefSeq names its product protein-tyrosine phosphatase-like protein. Gene Ontology annotation, molecular function: phosphoprotein phosphatase activity. Lineage: Eukaryota; Fungi; Ascomycota; Sordariomycetes; Sordariales; Sordariaceae. The transcript has a single exon. The coding region runs from base 262 to 1161 and encodes 299 amino acids. Gene Ontology annotation, biological process: dephosphorylation. The record is from RefSeq and is a predicted model, not a curated record.
CCUCCCUCCGUGAUCUGCGUUUGCUAUCAUUGGCGGUGAGAAAGUGAGACACCCAUGAGGCUUCCCCUGAAUGAUAAGAAUUAAAAUCCCAGAGCCUCGUGUCUUUUCCCUCCUCAGUGUUACUCUCCGUCGUGAGAACUUACGUACCUUGCAUACCUAUAAAUCACAGAAGAUUCCCGGCGGCGCGGUGCCUACGUAUAGUGUAUCGACUCACCUCUCACUACUCACAUCACAAACAUCACCAACAACCAACUCAUCAAGAUGGCCCUCCCAACCCUCUCCAAAGCCGAUCUCAUCGCCCUCUCCGAAACAGACGUAACAAAACCCAUCCCCAAAGAAUCCAUCUUCGCCGCCCUCGCCUCGCCGCCCUUCCUCUACAUCCCCGGCACUUUCAACACCCGCGACCUCGGUCUCCUCCCCCUCACCAAUUCUCCCAACCCCCAAAAAGGCCGCAAAGUCGGAAUCCGCCCAGGCCUCAUCUACCGCUCAGGCGGCUUCUUCCCCAACGGCGGCUUCAACGACGCCGCCAAGACGCAACUGGCCACCCAACUCGGCAUCAAAAAGAUCUUCGACAUCCGCUCCGUAAGGGAACACAGUCAUGCUCCCGACCCGGAGAUUGCGGGGGUACAAAACUUUUGGAUCGGCGGCGCGGAAGCCACGGCGGAGCGCGAGGCGACUGUUAAUCUGGCUGAUUUCCUCGAGGGCAAAGGGGAAAGGGGGUAUGUGAAGAUGUAUAUGGAUGUUUUGGGGGGGUAUAAGGAGGUUAUUGGUGCUUUGUUGCGCAGUUUAUUGGAUGCUCCGAAAGAGCCGAUAUUAUUCCACUGCACGGCGGGGAGGGAUCGGACGGGUGUGGUUGCUGGACUACUACUUAGUUUGGCGGGGGUGAGUGAGGAGGAUGUGGAGAUGGAUUGGAUGUUGAGUCGGAUUGGGACGGAGAUGGCGAGGGCGCAACUUUUGGGGAUCGCGAUGAAGGGGGCUGGGGUGAAGAGUGUGGAGGAGCCGGGGUUUGGGAAUCUGGUGUCUUUGCGGAGGGAGUGUUGGGGGGCUUUUGUGAGGGAGGUUAAGAGGGUUUAUGGAGGGUGGGAGGGCUAUGUGAGGGGGGAGUUGGGGAUGAGUGAGGGGGAGGUGGAGAGGAUUGGGAGGGUUUUGAGGGGGGAGUAAGGUGUGUAGGUAUUCCUAGGUGAAGGUGAGGUGUAGGCGCAAGCGAGAUGUAGGUACGAGUGAGGUGCAGUUACAGAUGUGGGUUUGGGCGUAUGGGAAAGGAUUGAAGCAUUGAAGCGCCGAAGUAUUUAGAGGGCAUGGAUUUUGAUGCGUUGGUCUUUGAUGUAGGUACCGCGCAACUGACAGUUGGACAUUGCAUUGGCGCGACAGGAGAGAACAGAAAGUAAUGUAUAGAGGUAAUUGAUGGAACACCGGGGCAAGCAAUACUCCCCGAUUCAAGCCC